This is a messenger RNA of Bacidia gigantensis, 807 nucleotides long. RefSeq lists its product as uncharacterized. Gene Ontology annotation, biological process: ubiquitin-dependent protein catabolic process. The coding region runs from base 1 to 807 and encodes 268 amino acids. Gene Ontology annotation, cellular component: nucleus; proteasome core complex, alpha-subunit complex; proteasome core complex. NCBI's taxonomy places the organism in Eukaryota, Fungi, Ascomycota, Lecanoromycetes, Lecanorales, Ramalinaceae. The transcript is spliced from 3 exons. The record is from RefSeq and is a predicted model, not a curated record.
AUGUUCAGAAAUAACUAUGACAACGAUGCGGUGACAUUCUCCCCACAAGGCCGCAUUUUCCAAGUUGAAUAUGCCUCGGAAGCUGUGAAGCAAGGCUCCGUCGUGGUCGGCAUAGCUAGUAAAACUCACAUCGUCCUCACCGCCCUAAAGAGAAACGCAGAAGAACUUUCCUCCUACCAAAGAAAGAUUAUCCCAUUAGAUACACAUUUCGGACUCGCCCUCGCCGGUCUCGCCUCUGAUGCCCGCGUCCUCUCCAAUUUCAUGAAGCGCCAAGCUAUGGCCUCGAAAAUGACUUAUGGCCGCCCCAUUCCUCUCGAACGUAUCGUCGAACAAAUCGGUGACCGCGCUCAGACGUCUACGCAAGUGUAUACGAAGCGACCGUAUGGUGUCGGGCUAUUGAUUGCGGGUGUUGAUGAGACAGGCCCGCAUCUCUUCGAGUUCCAGCCGAGUGGGAUGACGCAGGAGAUGGUGGCUUGUGCAAUAGGUGCGAGGAGUCAGAUGGCGAGAACCUAUUUGGAGCGGCAUUUGGCGGAAUUCGAGGGGGCGGGAAGGGAAGAAUUGAUUAAGCAUGGACUCAGGGCGUUGAAGGAGAGUUUGAGUCAGGAUAAGGAAUUGACAGUGGACAAUACCAGUGUCGGAGUUACGGGGCUAGUGACGAGCGAGGGGGGACAGAAGAAGCUGGAGGGAUUCAAGCUGUACGAUGGGUCAGAGGUUGGGCCACUGUUGGAGGCGGCGAUGGAGGGCGAGGGCAACCCGACAGAACAACAGGAACAGGGGGGUGGGGAGACCAUGGAGGUAGAUACGUAG